Messenger RNA from Ctenopharyngodon idella (grass carp), 2731 nucleotides. RefSeq names its product ceramide synthase 1 (gene cers1). The transcript is spliced from 7 exons. NCBI's taxonomy places the organism in Eukaryota, Metazoa, Chordata, Actinopteri, Cypriniformes, Xenocyprididae. Gene Ontology annotation, molecular function: sphingosine N-acyltransferase activity. Gene Ontology annotation, cellular component: membrane. The record is from RefSeq and is a predicted model, not a curated record. The coding region runs from base 987 to 2066 and encodes 359 amino acids. Gene Ontology annotation, biological process: ceramide biosynthetic process.
UCAAAAGAACCGGCUGAACAUGAACACAAGGACAUGAUCAUUUGCUUUUUUGUGCACUAACCUCAACUUCUUCACAGCGCGCCGCGAAUGUCGCUUCUCACAGGAGACAGAUUUUAGGUACAUUUGGGUUAUUUUUUUGUCUUUGUGUGUUUUUCCUAUUGUGCGUUUUUGAAUCAUAUGUAUCACAUGCUGAGCGGUUUAGUGCGCAGGUUCAUUUGAGUCUAGUCUUUUUUAUUUCUACCUGUUUUCUGUAUUCGACCCACAUAUGGACAUACUGAAGGAUUAUUUCUGCUUUAAACCUCUCGACAUUAGAUGAAGAAGCCAAGAGGAGAUGUUACUGAAUAACAGAAAGGAGAGGACGCGCUAUUUUGGCACAUGAAGAAUUUUGCAUAUGGACACACAUCAAUCGCGAGGAAUAUAAAGAGGCAAAUAGAAAAUGGUUAUUGUUUUUAUUAAGCCUUUAACUAAUCAUUUCGUAAUUGCCCAGAGAAUGCUUAAAUUGUAAGCCAUCUGCUUAAAUUUAUAAUAAAUGAACUGUAGUAGGCAAUGCAGGCAUGCUGAUUAAUAUACUGUGCAAUAGAUUUUGCAACCAUAAAGAAAGGGAAGUGUUAAUAUCAAUAUAUUAUACACAGAGAGGAUUUCAGCUUAUAUUUAAGCAGAUGAUGGUGGCAAACUAAUCCAUUGACACCCCAAUGGCUGAAAUUGGCAUGUAUGCAUUAUAGAAUAUAAAAUAAUCUCUUUUUUUCUUGGCAUUAGGGGUUAAAGUUGGAAUCGGUUUGUUUGGCAUAAUUUGUUAAUUGGUAUUAGUAGUUUAUAAGCCCUAAUUUAGAAGACAAGAAAAGACAGACAGGGCACUUCAGAGGCCAUAAUCAGCUUAAGGUUUACAGCAGCUAUAGCUGGUGGCACUUUUGCAUUGUGCAUCUCCAUUGCUUUCCAGCCCCUAAGUGGCUUGUUAUUAUAGCAAUUAUUAUAGUAUUUCUAGCAUAAUGGACACCAAUCACAUGGAUGAUGGUUCCUCCAGCGAUGGCACGGAGAUGGAGAUCAUGCCUGGCUAUAUAGAGCUCAUCACCAGAGCAUAUUCAGUCAUUUUCAGUGCCUUUAGAGACUGUAAAGACUGCGGACUGGAACUGUCCAGUAAAACCUUGCUGGAUCAUGCCUACAUAACCUGGAUGGAGAUCUUCAUGUUCUUCAUGUGCGCGGUCAUGUGGACGAAGGUGCGCAGGGGGCUGGCCGUGUACAUCUUUGAGCCUUUUGGACAAUGGUGUUGUAUCCCAUCAAAAGAUGUUUCAAAGAUGCCGGAGAGCGCGUGGAAGCUGGUCUUCUACACAAUGUCAUGGUCAUACAGCACCUACCUUUUGUUUUUCACUAGUUAUUCCUUCUUUCAAAACCCUCCGUCUGUGUUUUACGACUGGAAGAGCGGGAUGUCGGUACCCACCGAUAUUGCAAUAGCUUACCUUAUCCAGGGCAGCUUCUACGGCCAUUCCAUAUAUGCUACGGUCUACAUGGACGCAUGGAGGAAGGACUCUCUUGUCAUGGUGGUGCAUCACUUCAUCACUCUGGCCCUGAUCACAUUCUCCUAUGCCUUUAGAUACCACAACAUUGGCAUUCUUGUCCUCUUUCUUCACGACAUCAAUGACAUUCAGUUGGAAUUCACCAAGGUCAACGUUUAUUUCAAGAUCCGGGGAGGGAAAGAGUACUUCAUCAACGAUGUCCUGUCCAACAUGGGUGCCGUCAGCUUUAGCAUCACAUGGUUUUGGUUCCGUUUGUACUGGUUCCCCCUUAAAGUGCUGUGGGCCUCCUGCGUCACCAGCAUCCAGUCGGUUCCCAACAUUCCUUUCUACUUCUUCUUCAACACACUCCUGUUUGCCCUGCUCCUCAUGAAUAUCUACUGGUUCCUGUUCAUCGUGCUGUUUGUGGCGAAGGUCCUGACGGGCCAGAUGAAGGAAGUAAACGAUGUCCGGGAGUACGAGGAAGAUGACUUAAAGGAGAGAACAGACACUAAUGAUCAGAUGUCUACUGAAGGGAAACAUGUGCAGAACGGGACCACCAAGGAGAAACAUCAAUAAUAUCUAGGUGCUGCCACCUGCAGGCACUUAACGAUGACUGCAAGGUACUUAUGUGACCUAGUUUGAUUCCUAACCUCAGACGGCCAAGGUGCUUGGAUAGUCACACAGAGAAUAAGAAACAAAUCGACCAUCGUCUUUGUUUUAUCCCUAUUGUUUUUUAAUCACUGUUAUUAUAAUAUAAUCAUAGCACUGUGAAUGUUAUUUGUUAUCUGUCUCAUAUAUUGCUUUAAAAAUGUUUUUUUUUUUUUAUAAGUUAAAUGAGUAAAUGAAUCUAUUAAUUGUUAAAUCAGGAACUAAUGGUGGGAGUGACUAGGAUAUCUCUGGACAUGAAAUACAAUACCAUGCAUUUAGGAGAACAGUGGAACACAUUAUAUUCAGGUUUUGUGGUCGUCAUCUGGGACCACAUUUUGUUUGAUAAGAUUUAGACCGUUUUUGUUUUUCUGGUGUAUAUUAUUUCCAGUAGUGAAGGCACUAAAAAGGGUCAGUACGUAUCUUGUUGUAGGUCGUACUAGUGGAGUGGUUCUCAAAUGGUUGGUCGAAGACCUGUUCUGUAAAGCAAGGGAAGGCAAUGUUAAAUGCAUAUAAUGUUAAUGCAAAUAAUAAAAUACAAUUAACCAUGAAAUCAUGCAUAGUUAGAAGAGUAAAAUAAAUGGAAAUUCUUACCA